AUGGACAAAAAUAGGAAGGAUUCUAAAUUCAAAAGAGAUGGAAGGGAGAUAUUAACUAACUUUUUGGAUAUGCAGUAUUUCGGCGAAAUUUCAAUUGGAACGCCUUCACAAACUUUUCAAGUGAUUUUUGACACCGGCUCAGCCGAUUUUUGGAUCCCAUCAUCAAAAUGUCAUAAUUCGUAUUGCACUUUACAUAAAACUUUUAAUCAUUCUGCAUCAACCACUUUUCGUCCAUCAAACUAUAUUGUAAGCUUCCGCUACUUAAUAAGUGAUGUUAAAGGCUUCGUUGGACAAGAUGUCGUUUCGAUUGGAGGAAUAGCAGUAUAUAAACAAAUAUUCAGUGAAAUUUUUCAACUGUCAUGGUCCAAUAGUAGACGCAAAACAAGGUUUCAUGCCUUUGACGGUCUUGUCGGCUUGGCAUAUCGAGAACUAUCAGUAAUUGACGCCAACACAGUUUUUGAUAACAUGAUCUAUCAAAAAAGUGUUGAUCAACCAAUUUUUUCUUUCUAUUUUAGACGAGGGUCGACUUAUCCGGGUGGAGAACUAAUUUUAGGUGGCAUUGACAAAAGUUACAUCGAAGGCCCAAUUACUUAUAUUCCAGUUAUCAAGCAAGCAUAUUGGCAAAUUAAACUCGAUCUUGAUCGAAAAGAAGGAGACAACGUCAGAUUAUGCAAUCGUGAUUGUUCGGCAAUUAUAGACACUGGCACAAGUAUGAUAAUAGGACCUACAGAACAAGUGGAUAGAAUUCAUCAAGAGAUACAUGCUGUUAACUUGGAUGAAUUGAUGGAUAGCAGGAUUGAUUGCAAUGUAGUAGAUAGCCUGCCAGUAAUUAAUUUUCGCUUCAAUGGAAAAGACUUCCCUUUAUUACCAAAGCAUUACAUAUGGAGGGUAAAUUUAUUACUAAAAUUAACACUGUGCAUUAGCGGACUUUAUAGCCUUAGCAUGAGACAUUCAGUUUGGAUAUUAGGAGAUCUAUUUUUAGCAAACUAUUAUACCAUUUUCGAUAAAGGUAGAAAUAGAGUUGGUCUGGCGAAUGUCAUUGAUAUGGAAAAGGAAAAUAUAUAA
Molecule: messenger RNA, 1065 nt
Organism: Trichoplax adhaerens
Lineage: Eukaryota; Metazoa; Placozoa; Uniplacotomia; Trichoplacea; Trichoplacidae
Exons: 8
Coding region: 1-1065 (354 amino acids)
Biological process (GO): proteolysis
Molecular function (GO): aspartic-type endopeptidase activity
Source: RefSeq, a predicted model, not a curated record